Molecule: messenger RNA, 6042 nt
Organism: Mycena citricolor
Lineage: Eukaryota; Fungi; Basidiomycota; Agaricomycetes; Agaricales; Mycenaceae
Source: the annotation of a GenBank genome assembly
GUGUCAGCCAUCCAGUGUGAUCAAAGUGGAGCGACGCUUCGGGCCUUUUCGUGCUUGCGUUCAGCUAGCGUGCUCUCUUCCAGUUCUUUCGCUCGAUCCUCGUCUCUCUCCUACUCACCGCUUUCCACCAUUCGCCUGUCACCCCGCGGGCCAUCGUUGAACCUUCGAUAUCACCGUGAUUUGGACAACCGUCUGGGAUACACUUUUUGAGGGGGCGCCGAAGGAGCGAGAGCUUGAGACAGGCAUGGGCAACACAACCUCACAGCAGAUGUCCGAUGGAAUGACGGGCGGCAUCGGCACAGCGCCGCGCCCCACUCCGUCGGGCGCACCCCCGCCGACAUGGGGCAAGGAGCGGGAGUCGCCCACCGCAUCCGUCUCUACCACCCCCACCAAGUCGAAACACACGACCGCGACGACGCCCAUGUCCGUCAUCGGCACCUCCUCGACCGCCGCAGACGCGCAGCGCAACGGGGCGCCCAACGGCCACGCGCCCGAGUCCACUCUGCGGCCGAACCGCAAGUCCAUCGACCUGCCCGGCCUCAACACGUUUGCGUACUCGCCGGCGAUGACGCCGCGCUCACGCGGAUCGCGCAUUAUGGAGCGCGGGCGGUCGUUCGUUGGCCGCGGGGGCAGGCGGGGCGGUGGUGGCAGUUUCGCCAAAACGAACGGCAAGGGCGUGCCGCCACCCCGCAGUGCGGCGAUCGCCAUCCCAGGGCCCGGGCGCCGGCUCUCUGGGGACGAGGAGCAGGAUACUGGGUACGGGCGACACAUGGCCAAUCGCAAGCAUGAGAAGGAUGCGGAGCGCGACCGGGACCGAGACAUUCAGGGCGAUGAGAGACGCAGAGGCCGGACACGGUCGCGCUCACGACCCGGUGUUCCACGCCGUUCCUCAAAUCACCACGACCGAAAUUACCACCACAAAUCCCAACGCCACCACGACUCCCGCUCUCAGUCCUCCGAGCGGGAUCCCCGCGAAACACAUCUGCGUGCGUCGUCCCCAGCCUCGAGGUCCGGGUCAGGGCGAACCGACUCGCCCUCGGCCGUUAGCGACGAAGACCACUUCCGUGGGCGCAGUCCCUCGCGCGGCCGCCCCGAUAGAAACUUCCAAGUGCCGUAUUCGUCACCUGUUGAUAACGAGCAUACCCGAGCGCAUCAAGCAGCGAUGGCGGCCGCCACAGCGACCCCUGUCGGCCCUAGACAUGUCGUGGACUCGAUGGAGUACACGAAUGGCACAGAUCAGAGCACCAGAACAGUGUCGCGCAACGAUUCAGGCGACAUCAUCCGCUCGACGAUCCCUCUCACUUUGGGGCCCUCUGCGCUCAUUGGGAUCGGGCAGGGUGAUCCCGAUGUCGAACAAGAGGAAGGAGAGGACGAGAUUGACACUAGGAGGAAGGUUGCUGAGGCGGUUAUUGACGAGAUUGUUGGCGAUCCGCGAGCGUUGACUCCCGUUACUAUUCCCUGGAGGGGACCUGGAACUGAUGUUUACUUAAUCCGUGCGGGAGACGAGGACUGGUCUCAUCCAACACGGAUGACGAGGGAGUCUCCCGACGAACCGUUCACGACCACCGUGUAUCUGUCACCCGGAACGCAUCAUUUCCGAUUCAUCGUUGAUGGGAACACGCUCGUUGCGCCUUCCAGCGACAUCACCAAUGCUGUCGACGAUCAAGGCUUCAUCGCCAACUAUGUGGCCAUCGUCACCCCGCCGGUCAUCGGCGCCAACGUUCCUCCGGCCGAGCUGAGGGCAGUCACCGCCUCGACGACCUCAGUGAUCCCCCAGUCAUCACGGGUUGACCCUCCGGCCACGAGCCCGACGGUCAGCCCAACGACCAGCCCCAAGACGCGGAGAGCGCGCAUGGGUCUGCCGCAGGCACCCGGGGAGAGUUUCUGGACGCGCAGCAGCGACACUGACAGCACGGAAAACCUGCAGGACCGAGCGAACGUGACGACGAACGGCCACGAGCUCGGACAGAGCAAGAAGCGGGGGAUCGUGUGGUCGUCUGAGAUUCCUGCUGCGCUCCUGGCGGCUGAGAGGCAGGAAACUGCGUGGUACCAUGCGCAGGAGGAAUACUACAACGGAGGGCAUCCCGUCGUCCUAAAUGGGUUUGAAUCGUUGAACAUCCCGGAACUAUCGGUCCUGCCCCAGCAUCUCAUCAGCCUCAUCCUCAACCGACCGAGUCCGGGAAUCGUCAUCCCUCGCGCUGGGACGGGUGCAGGGAAUUACGGCUUCGUCACCCCGCCACUGACUUCGCCGCAAGCGGGCAACGGGCCGAGGUCCGAGCUUCGAGUAACGACUGCGAGCGGGACGGACGUCACGAAGCCGAUGCAGAGCCUGAUGAUGAGCAGCACGAUUGCUCCCGACACACCGCGGCGGCCGCACCCGCAGUUCAGCGAGGUGGCGCCGUCGCGGGUGUCGAACUCUGCGGGGUCGCCGAACGGCGGCACGCCCCUGAUCGCCGACGACCCGAGUGUGCUGCAGACCCCGUCGCACGCGGUGCUACAUCAUCUGUGUACGACGUCGAUCAAACAUGAGACGAUAGCUGUGGGGAUGUCGACCAGGUAUAGACAAAAAUUCCUCACGACAGUGUAUUACAAGCCUGUGGAUGCCGCUCUUUGGGCUGGCCAGUAGACCUGCAGCCGUCAUCCACUCGUUUGACAGUGAGACGACCGCCCGCCCGACCGCCCGACCGACCGACUGGCCGUUGGUCCUGUAGAAUGUAGACUCGUGUCCUAUUCAGCCUAUGUUUCGUUCAUUGCCCGCAAGCAUCUCUUCUUAUCCCAUUAUCUCGGCUGUCGGCCUGCAUUCGAGCGUAUCCAGACACACACACACCCGAUCGUUUAAAAUUGUAUCCUAGUCACUAUACACGACGGUCCGUCUAUCGAACUAGUUGGAGCCUGACACCGGUCGUUCUGCGUGUGGAGUCCGUCCUGUGAAGAGAGAGCCAGCCAGCCGGGGGUAAGGAGGGCAACUCUAAGAAGCUGUGGUUGCACUCUGACGAAGUGGGAGAGAAGUUUGAUUGUGAUGCCGUGAAGAGCGAUCGCGGCUGCACAGGGCUGACGGAGACCUACAUAUAUGUACCUGACCUUACAGCAGGUAUGAUUCCGCCAGAAGUUCGCGUCAAUAGAGAGACGGACGGACGGACGGACAGCGUCGCGCCGGAUCAUCCCCUGGAACCUUCUCCAGAGCUUGUACACCAGCUGCUGCGGGCGAGAGAAGGCAGACAGCCUGAAGGGAGGCGGCUGGGAGACACACGUUCGCGGCAUCGGAUCGAUAAGCACGUACGCACGCACGCACGGAGCCUUCUGGAUAUUCCAGGCGUCUUCUGCGUCUUCUGCUCUUCCCAGCGCCUGUUCGCGCGAGUGCGAGUGGACGUGGGCGUGGGAGCCGGGAGGGGGCGAUCGUGGCGCGCGUCCACGAUCCACGGCCGCUCGAUCCAGGCCACAGAUAAGCCAGAGAGUAUCUCACAGAACUCGGGGGCUGCUGACAGGCAUGGGUCCUGGGUCUAGAUGAUGAUGACGACGGGUCGUGGUCAUGGGCGGCGGGGGCGUGGCGAGCCUGCGGACGGGUAAUACCUGUGCGGAAUUCACCGAAGAUGCUGCGAGGCAGGUGGUCAUCGAGUAAGAGAGAGAGAGAGGAAGGAAGGAAGGAAUAGUUCCCGUUGCAGCUAGGACCUGAAGGCGCCCGAAAAAUGCCGUAGAGGGAUCGCUGGAAGGAUGAUCUAUCUGAUAGAGUCGCCGCCAACAAGUGAUCUCACAAAAUGAAUCCAGAGUUACAUAAGUCUAACCUUGGAGCACGUCCUGACAUCGUAAAGAUACGCGAUCCGAUGAAAAUCCGAGCGGAUGGAUCGCGUUUGCGCGGAAGUGAGGUGCUGGAACUGGGUGCAAUGGAGAUUGAUCGAUCUUAUCUGAUUACGAGGCAACGGUGAUCGAGCGGGGCAAGUCGGGGUCCGAGCCCCCCGGUAUGCACCGAUAGGAUCAGCUACGCACAGAGGGCAGAAUCCCGGCGAUUGGGAUUCAGAUCCAUAACCGUGCGAUUAUCGGCUCGGUCGGACAGACGCGGUCGACGUGCAUUGAUUGGGAAGUACUUGCGCUGACUAGGGAAAUCAUCCACAACACAAAUCACCGCGGAUCAUCCGAGUCCGUCAUACCCCGCAUUGUGAAUUCCAGGUCCUCCUCCAGCGCCGCGACUGUGACUGCGACUGCGACUAGACCAGAGCCCCAUCUCGCCUCGCACGGUCGGCGUGCCAAGGCCGCGGUGCACCACACCACGCCCCAGCCCACCCGCCACGCAGGUCCUUCGCCAUUGGAGUGAACGCGGGAACGAAAUUCUGAUGCACUGCUGCAUCAGAAGUCGAGGGCCAUGUCAUCUCGGCUGCUGUAGCCUGGACUGCGAGCGGGUUCUGGGCUCGGGCUCUGGAAGGACGCAGGGCCUCGCGGUGGACGCACUUGGGGCUCCACCCCCCAUGUGCAUGCACGGUCGGGAUUCCCGCUGCGCUUCGUUCCAGCCUCGGAGACCGUGUUCGCGAGGCGGUGUUGAUCCUAGGGUAUGCUAUGCCAUCAGGAUUAGCUUUGUCCUCCCCCCCUCUCUGCUGUCGAGUUCGUUUGAUUCAUCCGAGUACCCCACCGUCUGAUGCGGAAGCUCGCGCCACCACUGUCUAAAUGAGCCGCCACUGGAUCCUGAGGUCACGAAUCCUGCGCUUGCAUCAGAAGUCGGUGACUGGUUCUGGCAUCUGUCGUGAUUUGUGAAGAGUUUAGGAUUCUCAUGAGACGUCGUUUGAUAAGAGGACAAUAGCACGUAAACCUAGUGACGAUACACUUCUCCCUGUCAUCGUUCCAGUCAAAUAUCAAAAGCGACGGAAGUGUGAGCACCGCCACAGCUUUCCUGUUUCGGAACCGUUCGCAUACACGCACAUAUCACGUGCAGCUACACUCCACGCGUCACAGACGAUCCAGUUGAUCAACCCUGCAAAGCGCGAUGCCGUUCGUCCCCCGCGUCUCGCCCCGGAUUGCGGUAGUCCAGUUCCAGCCAAAGAUUGGCCAGAUCCAGGCGAAUAUAGCGAAAGCACGGGAGCUAUGUCGCGGGAUCCCUGCACGGUCGGUGGACCUGGUUUGUCUGCCCGAGAUGUGCUUCAGCGGAUACGUCUUCGAAUCCGCGUCCGCGAUACAACCGCAUCUCGAGACGCCGCGCACGGGCCCUACGUCACGGUUUGCUGCGGAUCUCGCGCGGCGGCUCGAAUGCUACGUCGUGGCGGGGUACCCGGAGCUCAUCACCCCCGAAGAAGCAGAGCGGCACUUCGCACGGACAAGCAGGCGCGUGGUGGGCGCGAAUAGCGCUGUGCUGUGCGACCCGCAGGGGGAGUGGGUCGGCGGGUACCGCAAGACGAAUCUGUUCCACGUCGACGAGACGUGGGCUCUCCCCGGCACCGGGUUCGGGACGUUCCAUCUGCCACCGCCGCUGCACACCGUGGCGCUGGGGAUCUGCAUGGACCUCAACGCGCAGCCCCCGCACGACUGGACGAUCACGCACGGCCCAUUCGAGCUCGCCGCGCACUGCCUCGAGACCCGCGCGAACGUCCUCGUGCUCCUCAAUGCGUGGCUGGACUCUGGCCGGGCGGGCGAGGAGGAGAGCGACAUGCUGACCAUGAAUUUCUGGGCCGAGCGGCUGCGCCCGCUGUGGGUCCCGAAUAGCGUCCCGUCAGAUCCGAAUCCGGGGAACUCCGAGAGUGGGGAACGUCCAGAAACGAUCGUUGUGGUUGCCAAUCGGACUGGCACGGAGAAAGGGACGACCUUCGCUGGAAGCUCGGCUGUGUUCAAGAUGAGGCGCGGCGGAGGAAAGAAAGGGAUCCUGCGUGCUGCGCUGGGGCGAGACGAAGAAGACGUGAUGAUCUGGGAUGACAUCGCUGGCUGUUAGAUUCUGAUAGGCUGUGAUAACACCUCUGAAGACGUGACCUCUUGAACGGCCGGCCUGCCAGUGCUCUGUCUGUGCCUUCGGUUGAUUUGCUUUGAGUGGGCUUGGCCGACGGUGAACCUCAAAAGCUAGGUACA